Daucus carota subsp. sativus is the source of this 1281-nucleotide messenger RNA. Its product is annotated as F-box protein CPR1-like. Gene Ontology annotation, molecular function: protein binding. The transcript is spliced from 3 exons. Lineage: Eukaryota; Viridiplantae; Streptophyta; Magnoliopsida; Apiales; Apiaceae. The record is from RefSeq and is a predicted model, not a curated record. The coding region runs from base 1 to 1281 and encodes 426 amino acids.
AUGGAGUGCUUACCAACUGAAAUCAACACUAAAAUUCUUAUAGGCUUGCCAGUCAAAACACUAGGGCAACUGAAAUGUGUAUCAAAAUCUUUCAACAUGCUUCUCAAAUCUCACCAUUUCAUCAAACGCCAUAGCCAUCAAAUCUUGGAUGAGAACAGUCUGAAAUUAGUACUUGUAGCUGCCAGUUCGAGUGUGCACACUCUGACCAUCACGGAUCAGAACCUUGUAUCUCGUGUCGCUGCUGUUCCAUUGCCCCCGGAUGAUGUCAGCAAGUUCCGCCAUCCCACCAGUCUGGUUGGCACGUGCAUGGGGCUAGCAUGCCUCCGCUGCCCCCCAAACACAUACUCUCUUCUGAACCCGACUACUAAAGAGUUUCGGGUUUUGCCUAGUCCUGGUAGAUUCUGGACAACGAGCUGGCCUCCGAGUAAGGUGUCAGGGUUCGGUUACAUUCCAUCACUGGAUGAUUUCAGGGUGGUUUGUGUUGCCCUUUAUAAAGAUCGGCCUUAUGUACCAGUGAUCAAGGUUUUUUCUGGUAAGUCUGACUCAUGGAAGACGAAGCCGAUCACGGUCAGGGAACCUCUUUUUGGUUUUUUUUCUGAUUAUGCGGUUUAUUUCAAUGGUUCUGCUUACUGGCUAGGCUGGUCUGCAGACAAUAUUGAUGCGAAGUAUCAACGAGUUUGCCUUACAGCGUUUGAUUUUGUUAAAGAGGAAUUUAGUACAGUUUCUUUACAUGAUCAGAAUAUACAUGCGGACAAAAUUAAGGCUUUUGUGCUGUUGGAAGGGUGCCUUACUGUUGUGGUUGACGAAGAUGAUUUCACUGUGGGAAUGUGGAUGAUGAAGGAGGCAGGAGAUGCCGUUUUGUUUAAUGUAAAUCUUGAGCUUCGAUGGUAUGAUCCGGUGAAGGAUAUAGCCUCCAAGCUUGGUGAUUUACGAAGGAUUAGGAGUAGGGAAGGUCGAAUCCACAUUGCAAAGUAUGAGGAGAGUCUGAUUUCGCCUCAUGACAUUCGGCAGGGCAGAAUUGCAAGCAUAAUAGCGGACGAGGAAAUUACUGGUCUGAAAAUAGAGCUUAAUAAGAUGAUCUUGAAGCUUCAGGAGGCUGAAGCUCACGAGAAGGACCUUCUUGAGAAGCUUAGAAUUGCUGAGGAGGCUCAUGCUGAGGAAUAUAUUGUUAUGAAGAAGCGGAUAAAGGAGCUGGAGGAUGAGGUCAGUAGGCUGCGACUUGGCAAUCAAGAGGCCCGGGGGUCUGGGAACAAAGACGCUGCUGCAGAGGAAGUUGCUUGA